Protopterus annectens (West African lungfish) is the source of this 10262-nucleotide messenger RNA. It is a transcript of the gene SDK2, whose product is annotated as sidekick cell adhesion molecule 2. NCBI's taxonomy places the organism in Eukaryota, Metazoa, Chordata, Ceratodontiformes, Protopteridae. Bases 173 to 6553 code for a protein of 2126 amino acids. The record is from RefSeq and is a predicted model, not a curated record. The transcript has 44 exons. Gene Ontology annotation, molecular function: protein binding.
UGCAAACUAUGAAUGAUUAAUUACUGGUAAACAACAUGUUUAAAGUCAGUAUUGAUGUGUUUUUCUUUUUCACUUUUCUUCUUUUCUUUCAGAUGAUGUUCCACCAUAUUUCAAGACAGAACCUGUCCGCUCUCAGCUACACCUGGAAGGGAACCGUUUGGUCCUGACAUGCAUGGCAGAAGGAAGCUGGCCACUGGAGUUUAAAUGGCUUCUCAACAACACAGAAGUGACUGGGUUUUCCUUAGAAUACAGGUACAUGGUACCAUCACUGGACCGGAACCAUGCUGGCAUGUACCGCUGUAUUGUCCGGAAUAGAGUCGGUGCCCUCAUGCAAAGAAGAACAGAAGUUCAAGUGGCAUAUAUGGGAAAUUUUGAAAACACUGAGCAGCACCAUCUGAAUGUUUCUCAUGGAGAAGCAGCUGUAAUCAGAGCCCCCAAAAUAGCCAGCUUCCCACAGCCUCAAGUGACCUGGUUUCGGGAUGGACGGAAAAUCGUACCAAGCAGCAGAAUAGCAAUUACAAUGGAGAACACGAUGGUUAUACUGUCGACUGUGGCACCAGAUGCAGGGCGCUACUACGUGCAGGCUGUGAAUGACAAGAACGGGGAAAACAAGACAAGCCAUCCUAUUAUCCUGACUGUGGAAAAUGUGGGAGGCCCUGCAGAUCCUAUUGCCCCAACAAUUAUCAUUCCACCAAAGAAUAUCAGUGUGGUUUUAGGAGCUGCAGAGGUGACCAUGGAAUGCAUUGCUAAUGCCAGGCCACUGAUAAAAUUGGAGAUUAUCUGGAAGAAGAAUGGGCUCCUUCUGAACAAUGGGCUGAGCAACUUCAACAGGAGGCUGAAGAUCCUAAACCCUACCACUAGUGAUGCUGGCUAUUAUGAGUGCGAAGCCAUCCUUCGAAGUAGCAGUGUUCCAUCUGUCACUGCAGGGGCCUUUCUUUCCAUUCUAGAACCACCUCAUUUUGAGCUAGAACCUCCAAGACAUAUCACAGCAGAGAUGGAGAAAGUAGUGGAGAUUCCUUGCCAAGCUAGAGGUGUUCCUAAGCCCAGAAUUGAUUGGUAUAAAGAUGCAGUCCUGGUUAAUCUUGGGAAAGGCUCUCGGUACACAAUGCUACCAGGAGGUACUCUCCAGAUAAGUGGGCUGGUCCCACUAGACACUGGCAUGUUCCAGUGUUUUGCCACAAACAGUGCUGGAGAAACUCAAACAUAUGCCUACCUUGCAGUUACCAGCAUUGCUCCUAAUAUCACUAAGGGACCCUCAGACAGUACAGUAAUAGAUGGUCUAUCUGUCAUUUUAAAUUGUGAAACUUCAGGUGCACCAAGGCCAGCUAUCACCUGGCAGAAAGGUGAACGAAUCCUUGCAAGUGGAUCAGUGCAGCUUCCUCGUUUCACUUUACUGGAGUCUGGGAGUUUGCUGAUAAGCCCGUCCCACAUCUCAGAUGCUGGGACGUAUACUUGCUUGGCUACCAAUUCCCGAGGAGUAGAUGAAGCAUCUGCACAGCUCACUGUGUGGGCUCGAACUUUGAUUAUGCAUCCUCCUGAAGAUCUAAGUGUCAUCAAAGGUACCAAAGCAACCUUGCGCUGUGGAGUGAUCCAUGACCCCAGUGUCACUGUCAGGUUCUUGUGGGAGAAAGACAGUGCCAUGCUCAAUGUUGAUGCAGUCCCUCGCAUGCAGGUUGAGCCAGAUGGGACACUGCAUAUCUCACAGACUUGGUCAGGUGACAUUGGCGCUUACACAUGCAAAGUAAUAUCAAUUGGCGGGAACGCUUCUCACACAGCACACCUUAUGGUCAGAGAGCUCCCCCAUGCACCAGGAAAUCCUUCAGCAGUUCUGAGUACCAUAGAGAAAAGAGCCAUUAAUGUCUCUUGGUCAGCGCCUUUUGAUGGAAACAGCCACCUUAUUCGGUACAUUUUGGACGUCUCUGAAAAUAAUGCUCCAUGGACUGUACUACUUUCGAAUAUUGACCCAGACUCAACAUCAGUAACCGUCAACCGGCUUAUACCAGCCAGAUCUUACCAUUUUCAGAUUUGUGCCGUCAAUGAUGUUGGAAGAGGUCCCUUCAGCAAGGCAACAGAGAGGGUGUCAUUGCCUGAAGAACCACCGAGUGCUCCUCCUCAGAACGUCAUCGCUAGUGGCCGAACAAAUCAGUCCAUCAUGAUUCAAUGGCAACCUCCCCCCGAGAAUCACCAGAAUGGUAUCCUGAAAGGUUAUAUCAUCAGGUAUUGUCUUGCUGGUCUGCCUGUGGGUUAUCAAUACAAGAACAUUACUAACCCAGACGUCAACAACUUCCUACUGGAGGAACUGAUUAUUUGGACAAAUUACGAAAUUGAAGUUGCAGCAUACAAUGGAGCAGGCCUGGGAAUUUACAGUUCAAAAGUAAAUGAAUGGACAUUACAAGGAGUUCCAACUGUGCCCCCAGGAAAUGUACAAGUGGAUCCUGUCAACUCCACAGUUAUACAGUUUACAUGGACACCACCGAGCCCUCAAUUUAUCAAUGGCAUCAACCAGGGAUAUAAGUUGUUAGCUUGGGAACCUGCCCAUGAUGAUGACAUUAUUAUGGUAACAGUGCGCCCAAAUUUCCAAGACAGUAUUCACGUGGGCUACAUCCCAGGACUGAAGAAGUUCACGGAAUACUAUACAUCAGUGUUGUGCUUCACAACACCAGGCGAUGGUCCUCGCAGCAUCCCACAGCUGAUUCGCACCCAUGAGGACAUACCUGGGCCAGUUGGUCAUCUGAGCUUCACAGAGAUCUUAGACACCUCGCUGAAAGUAAGCUGGCAGGAACCUGUGGAAAAAAAUGGCAUUCUUACUGGGUACAGAAUUUCUUGGGAAGAGUACAACCGUACCAACACUCGUGUCACACACUAUCUGCCUAAUGUUACGCUAGAAUAUCGAGUCACAGGCCUCACUGCCCUUACCACAUACACGAUUGAAGUGGCAGCUAUGACAUCAAAGGGCCAAGGGCAAGUGUCUUCCUCUACAAUCUCCUCAGGAGUCCCACCAGAACUUCCUGGAGCACCUUCAAAUCUGGGAAUCUCUAACAUUGGUCCACGCUCUGUAACUCUGCAGUUCAAGCCAGGGUAUGAUGGAAAAACAUCCAUUUCAAGAUGGCAGGUGGAAGCCCAGGUUGGAGUGAUUGGAGAAAAUGAGGAAUGGGUUCUUGUUCACCAAGUAGUGAAUGAACCUGAUGCUCGAACUCUGGAGGUCCCUAACCUGAACCCCUACACUUACUACAGUUUUCGAAUGAGACAAGUGAACAUAGUUGGCAGCAGCCCACCAAGUCAACCUUCCCGCAAAGUUCGGACACUGCAGGCUCCUCCAGACAUGGCUCCUGCCAAUGUCACUCUGCGCACAGCCAGCGAGACUAGUCUCUGGCUACGUUGGGUGCCUCUUCCAGAGGCAGAAUACAAUGGUAAUCCAGAGUCUGUGGGAUACAGGAUCAAAUAUUAUCGGCUGGACAGACAAGGUCGGACUAUGACUCACAUCAUCACUGACCGAAUGGAGCGAGAGUACACUAUUGAAGACUUAGAGGAGUGGACAGAAUAUGAGGUUCGGGUUCAGGCAUUUAAUACCAUUGGAGCUGGGCCCUGGAGUCCAGUUGUUGUUGGACGAACAAGAGAAUCAGUUCCAUCUUCAGGGCCUACAAAUAUCUCGGCUUUGGCCACCACUUCAAGUAGCAUCUUAGUCCGAUGGAGUGAAAUUCCAGAGCCAGAUCGGAAUGGACUUAUUCUGGGCUACAAGGUGGUAUACAGAGAAAAAGACUCUGAUUCUCCAGUAAAAUUUUGGUUAGUAGAAGGAAAUUCUUCAAGGAGUGUCCAGCUAGAAAACCUUGGAAAAUAUGUUCUGUUUGAAAUUCAGGUAUUGGCUUUCACACGAAUUGGAGAUGGAAUUCGUAGCACCCCUCCUAUUCUAGAGAGAACAUUAGAUGAUGUACCUGGCCCGCCAGUUGGUAUUUUGUUCCCGGAAGUUAGAACCACCUCAGUACGUCUCAUUUGGCAGCCACCAGCAGAACCAAAUGGAAUCAUUCUUGCUUAUCAGAUCACAUAUCGUCUAAACACAACCAGCUCAAAUACAGCCACUGUUGAGGUUUUAAACCCCAGCACACGGCAGCACACUGCAACAUCGCUGGUACCAGAGUCAAUUUACUUAUUUCGUAUCACGGCACAGACCCGCAAGGGAUGGGGUGAAGCAGCUGAAGCACUUGUUGUGACCACAGAAAAACGUGAUCGUCCACAACCUCCUAGCAGACCUGUGGUACAACAGGAAGAUGUAAAAUCCCGUAGUGUACUGUUGUCAUGGGAGCCAGGAAGUGAUGGCUUGUCUCCAGUCCGGUACUACACUGUCCAGACCCGAGAGCUCCCAGAUGGAGAAUGGACAGUGCACUCUGCAUCUGUGAGCCAUAAUGCCACAUCAUUUGUGGUGGACAGGUUAAAGCCAUUCACUUCAUAUAAAUUUCGUGUAAAGGCAACUAAUGAUAUUGGAGACAGUGACUAUAGUGAGGAGUCAGAAUCAAUAACUACUCUUCAAGCUGCCCCAGAUGAUGCACCAGUUAUUCUGUCUGUGACGCCGCAUACUACCACCUCUGUGCUGGUCCGCUGGCAGGCCCCAACUGAAGAGAAGAUCAAUGGAAUUCUGUUAGGCUUCCGCAUCCGUUAUAGGGAAUUGGUGUAUGACAACCUAAGGACAUUCACUGUACGGAAUGUAAAUGACCCAGCAGCGAGAUGGACUGAACUCACAUCCAUAUACGCCAUACGGAACCUGAGUGAAGCCUCCCUCACACAGUAUGAGCUGGACAACCUGAACAAACACAAACGUUAUGAGAUCAGAAUGAGUGUCUACAAUGCUGCUGGAGAGGGACCGAACAGUGCUCCACAAGAAGUCUUUGUUGGUGAAGCUGUGCCUACAGCAUCUCCUCAGAAUGUUGCAAUACAGGCCUCAACAGCAACACAGCUUGAUAUAACGUGGGAACCUCCCCCUCAAGAGGCACAAAAUGGUGACAUCCAAGGAUAUAAGAUAUAUUACUGGGAGUUCCAAAGGCAGAAUGAAACCAAAAGGCUAAAGACACUUUUUCUGCCUGAAAAUGGAGUGAAGCUGAAAAACUUAACAGGGUAUACUACAUAUUUUAUCACUGUGACAGCCUUCAACGCAGCAGGGGAUGGGCCAUGGAGUGCCCCAGUCCGAGGCAGGACACAACAAGCAGCACCAAGCAGUCCCAAAGCCAUCAAAUUCAGUGAGCUGACGACCACCUCAGUGAACGUAUCGUGGGAGCCACCCGAAUACCCCAAUGGAAUCAUUGAAGGUUAUCGUCUGAUUUAUGAGCCUUGUUCACCAGUGGAUGGAGUUAGCAAAAUUGUGACAGUUGAUGUGAAAGGCAACAGCCCACUCUGGCUUAAGGUGAAAGAUCUUGCUGAAGGAGUGACAUACAGGUUUCGAAUCAGAGCUCGGACAUUUACCUAUGGACCACAGAUAGAGGCUAAUAUCACAACUGGACCCGGAGAAGGUGCACCUGGACCUCCAGGAGAGCCGUUCAUCUCUCGAUAUGGUUCUGCAAUCACCAUCCACUGGACCAGUGGUGAUCCUGGAAAACGUCCAAUUACUAGAUAUGUCAUUGAGGCACGACCUUCAGAUGAAGGACUUUGGGAUAUUCUUAUAAAGGAUAUUCCAAAAGAGGUGACAUCAUAUACUUUCAGCAUAGACAUCCUGAAACAAGGUGUGACGUAUGAUUUUCGAGUGAUUGCAGUCAAUGACUAUGGAUAUGGAACUCCAAGUGCACCUUCCCCAUCAAUCUCAGCCCAGAAAGCAGCUCCAUUUUAUGAAGAGUGGUGGUUCUUGGUCGUUGUUGCUCUAAUUGGACUAAUUUUCAUCCUUCUGCUGGUGUUUAUCCUCAUAAUCCGAGGACAGAGCAAAAAGUAUGCCAAAAAGGCUGACUCAGGGAAUAACUCAAAGUCAAAUGCUUUAUGUCACGGGGAGAUGAUGAGUUUGGAUGAAGGGAGAUUCCCAGCCCUAGAACUCAACAAUCGUCGCCUUUCAGUUAAGAAUUCCUUCUGCAGGAAAAAUGGUGUCUAUACCAGAUCACCUCCAAGGCCAAGUCCGGGCAGUCUGCAUUACUCUGACGAGGAUGUCAGCACAAAAUAUAAUGACUUGAUCCCAGCAGAAAGCAGUAGUUUGACAGAGAAACCUUCUGAAGUCUCAGAUUCUCAGGGAAGUGAUAGCGAAUAUGAAGUGGAUCAAAACCGACAGAAAACACAUUCUUUUGUCAACCACUACAUCAGUGACCCCACUUAUUACAAUUCCUGGAGGCGCCAACAGAAAGGACUAUCCCGUGCUCAAGCAUAUAGCUACACUGAAAGUGACUCAGGAGAUCCAGAAAGCUGCCAUUUGGCCAACAACAAUCCUAACCAACAAGGCAGUCUUUUCAGGCCCAAGGUCAGCCGGACUCCUACACCACAGCAAACCAGUAACCCACCCAGCCAGCAAAAUACCCUUUACCGACCACCAAGCAGCCUUGCUCCUGGAUCGAGAGCCCCUAUAGCUGGAUUUUCUUCUUUUGUUUGAUGCCAAACCUUUAUAGCUUUUACUUUCCCCAUCUGUUAUUUUUUUAAAAAAUGAAACAAAUAGAAAAAAAGGAUAUUGUGUGGAAGACAAUCAGUGAUGCAUAUGAUAUAUAUUUGCUGCUUGGAGAGUUGCUCAGCUGUUUUUCUUUAAGGAAAAUAAUAGUCUACAAGCAAAAGUAUGAAAAAAAUAAAAUGGGCAGCUCCUGUGGCAAGGUUAUUCUGAGCUGAAUUAUGAAAACUGAAAGGACUGUAGCAGAGGCUUGGCUUCCAAUGUUAAACUGUUUAUUUCAACAUUCAAAAUGGCUGUCCAUACGGAGUUACAUUUUGAUUGGUAUUUAAUGACUUGUUUGUGCAAGUGUUAUGUCAGAAUUAAUGCUGCAAGGUUCUAAUUCCCUUGGCCAAAGGUUAUUCUGUCAAAGAUUGAAGUUGGGGUGGAGUGUAUGGUGCUUGUUACUAGGUAACUUUAUUGUGGUGCCAAAUGUGAAAGGUAACAUCUUUUGCCAUGUUGUGUUAGAAAACAUGGCAUCCAAGAAGUAAAAAGAAAAAAUGUGAUGUGCAACUUCCGUUGCACUGAAUGCUGGUCUGAGUCAGUAAGACAGAGAGAUGGCUUUAUGAAAGCGUAGAGCAAAGAAAAUGAAUGCCUAACAUACUGUAAAGAAGACAAUAUGUUUCAGCCACAGAUUUUUAAAAUACUCUUUUUUUUUUAUCCUGGUAAUUUAUUCUUUGGAAUAUGAUUGCAGAAAAACAAGGGCCAUGCAUAUCCAAAAUCUUUUUUUUUUUUUUUGAAAUUAUAAGUUGAAGUGCAAGUAAAGAAAUGGUGCCUACUUAGUUGAAGCUAAAUAUGUCAAACAAAGAAAAUUCAGAUAACUGCAGUUCAGGAAAAAAGUACUUAAAAACAACUUGAACUUACUUGUGUGUUCAUUCUGUUAUUGAUCCCCUCUGCUUAAAUUUCAUGCUGUGAUGGGCUAAAUAACUUGUGAUAUCAUGAAGUAGCCUUAAGGUAAUAGUUUUUCAUGUUUUAAGCCAGUGUUUUUUUUUUUUUUGGGAGAUUUUCUGUUAAAAGGCCAAAUAAACAUAGAUGUUAGUUAGAUGUAACUAGCUAACCAAAAAGUGUACAAGGGUAGCAGCUUGUGUAUACAAACCUCAGAAUGUUUUCUCUGUAUCCUGGGAUAGGUUAACAGCAAACCCUUUUUUUCCUGCUGUAUGUAUACAAUGUGGGUCCAAAGCAUCAUACAUUUUCUUGUUUCCUAAAUGUAGUACAGUACAAUGUUACACAGUGCUAGUCUAACCCAAAUGCAAUACAUCAAAUGUUAUCUUGUCUUAUAAUGGGUGUAUGACGUGGUCCUUGUCCAGUUAACAUAUCGAUUUUAAUUUUUAAAAAGUGGAAAUCCAUUGUAUAAUUUAGUAGAACCAUCAUAGGCACCUGUUUUAGGCCAGAAGCUUUCUUCAAAUUGUUUAAAAAUUGCCUUCAUUUUUGUCUGUAUUAUAACUCAGCAAAUCCUGUGAAAAUUUAGUUUCAUUGAGUGAGUCAUCAUCAUUAUCAUCAUCAUCCCCUUUUCCCCUGUUUACACAGAGACAGAAUGCUGUCUCAGCUGUCACCACUUCUCUCUGUUCAGAUCCACUCUCCCACCUUUGACAGUCAUGCCUACUUGUCUCAAGUCUUCUCUCACACGAUCCAUCCAUUUCUUGACCGGAUGUCAAUGUCUGUUCUUGCCUUCUUCCUGUCUGUCCCAAAAACUGCUUUAUCAAAUUAUUUCCAUUUUCCUGUGUAUGAAACCAAACCACUGUAUUCUGUGCUUCUGAUUCUUCUCUGUAAUUGGGGCUACUUUGGCUUCUGCACAGAUGCUCUCAUUUCUUUGUCUCUCCCAUAGUGUGUGUCCUACUACCUGUCUCAGGCACUUCAUCUCUAUCCCCCCAGUCUUCCUCAAUUGCUGUGCCUCACUACCCAGGUUCCUGUGCCAUACAGAAGCACUGGUUGAAUCACUGUUUUAUAUACCUCACAUUUCAACUUCUUUUGUAACUUUUCUGUCACACAUUACCCGACACUUUGUGCCAUUUGGCUGCAGAACUUCUGAUUCUAGCAUUUUGCUCCUGUUCGGACUUCCCUUGUCCUGAACCUUACCUGUCAAGUAACUAACUAAAAAUGUUACUGUUUCUUUUUUGAUGUGGAGAUUACCUUAAUGCUAGCCUCCAUGGUGUGAUCACUUUUGCUUCAUUAAGGUAUGUCACUGUGUACAGAUGGCGUAGUAUAAGCAAAGUAAAUCAGCAUCAUUAUGCUAGUAGUGAUCCAGUCCAUAGUCUUUUGCUUAGUCUCAAAAACAACAGUACUAUAGUGAUAGAGCACUAUCUGAUUCAAUCCAGAAGUUCACAGAAUUCAUAGACCUCCUCCUUUCAAAAAAAUACCUGUCUUCCUGAAUAAGUUGCCAAGCUCAGACCUUUGGCAAACUAAGUGCAAGUUUUUUUUUAUUUAUUGCAUGUAACAUAUUUCAGCUCAUAAGUUAUUUUCAGAUUAGUGGUGGUGACAGUUAAAUAACAACAUUAAAGUGGAUGGUGCAGCUUUAGCGUUGUCACCUCACAGCAAGAAGUUGCCUGGUUUGAUUCACGGCUGGAGUGCCUUCUGUGCAUGUCCUCCCUGUGUUCGUGUGGGUUUUCUCUGGGUACUCCGGUUUCCUUCCAUGUUGUAAAGAUGUGUUUUUCCUGUGGCUGCUGCUGAAAAUUGUCUUUGUUCCAAGUCGGACUUUCCCAGUAAACAAAUGUUAAAUAAAUGAAGUAUAAUGAUUAAUACUUACCAUCAGGAAAUAUAAUAUUAAAAAACAUACUUUUCUCUGCAAAGUUAUUUCCUUCUCAUAUAGUCUGAACUGUCUUUCCUUGUUUAUUUAAGUAAGUCAGUCCCAGAGUUCAACAACAGAAUUCAGGAGCAGAAUGAAUGACUGUGGAUUUAAAUGCACUGUGUGGCAUCCAUGGGUAUUCAUCUUCCAUUGCCACUCCAUCUGUGUAAUACCACAGUUAACCACUGUUUGCCUUCCUUAUUAAACACAAGCUUUGCAAUACAUUUAUGCAUCAUAUGAGACUCCAAGGCACUGUAUAAAAUGGUGCAUGAAUUGUAACAGAUCUGCUUUCCUUUUGUAAACAAGCCAGGUUUUGGUUCAUGAAGAAUUUCAGUUCUUGAAAUGAUGAGAAUGAAAUGUCACCAGUCUCCUGAUUCUACCCAGUGCUGGCAGAACUGCCUAAGGGUUUAACAUGGAAAUGCAGAAGCAGAGAGAAUUAGUGAGACUAGGUCAGUGAUAGCUUAGUUAUGUUCCCAUCUUCUACAAGACAGGCCCAGGUUUGGUGAUUAGUUAGAUUAAUGAGCAUUGUCACCUCGUACCUCCUUUUUCUCCUUAAGGAAUAAGGCACACUGCUUCUGGCUGCAAAAGUAACCAUCCCAUUUGAUGAGGCAGACAGAUUUUAUGCAAUGUACUUGGCACAUACCUCUAUGAUAUAGCAAGAACAUGAUACCUGUUCAAUGAUUAAUGCUGCAAAUCCCAUUUCCACAAAUGGGAUACAUGGAAAACCAUCUUCAGCAAAACAGUAGUUUACCAUUUUCCCUACUGCUAUGAAACUGUUAAGGGGGUUGGGAGUCUCCAUCCAAAUGUGGGGUGUAGGUUCAUAGGUUCAUAGGUGUGUACUAGGCCAACAGCCCUGGAGCCUUUACAAGCCUAACCCAUAGA